UCUUCAGACUUGGACCGUACGGGGGAUGUUAAUUUCUUUUCCCUCGUAAGUGGGUGCUUGAAGUCUCCUGAGCUACCGAUCCGUAUGGGGUGUCGCUAGAAGCCCCCCUGCGCUUUCGAUAACGACCAAACUUCACAAAAGAGGGAAUAUUUGAACAAUUGGAUAUUGUGUAUCGCUGAAAAGGAGCAAAUUUUAAUAUUAAGUGUAAUCGUCAAAUAAAGAAAAUCCUACACAAAGGCAUCGCCGCACGGACAUUCGUCUCUCUCCCCCCUCAAAAACAGGGAGACAACGGUCGCCCUGUAUAGACUGCUAAUCAAAAUUAAGCUGCCAGAGGCCAGGUUUCACAGCAGUAACCAGUUUACAGGAAUGGGAGAAUGGACGGAAAAGCUAAAUCUCCACAUCCCUCUGGUAUCCCAGUCCCGCGUCGGAUUCGGAGAAGUGCCUCCCAACCGAUACCCCCAAGAAUGUCCAGGAAGGACCAGUUUAAUGGUCAGCUAACGGACCACAGGGACCAGUCAUGGGAUAGCGGCUCCGUUGAAGGUAAAGGAGCCACCUCUCCAUCGGGGACACGGUUGGGGAACACAGAGAAACGUCUGUUACAGUCUGUUGAUGGACUGGGUAGAACAAACUCCCGGAAAGGAAGAGGGUCGGAAAGUCCUGUCUUGAGGCAGUCCAGAUCCUGUGAUAAAUUAGCUAAAAGGCAACCUCCAGGAUCUUUCGAUGCCAGUGAUGAAAACCAAAAUGAAGGAAGAUUUUGUACAGAGAAUGUCUCUGUAAAAGCGGCUGUGUGCAUGUUUGGUGGCGAGGCUAAAAUUCGGAAACUGCCAACACCCGACAGGACAUUCAAGAAGGAUGCUGCUGAGAAUGCAACAUCAUCACCAUUCUCAGACAAUGCGGAAAAUUCAGAUGAGAAACUCAAUAUUCAGGAGACAGAUGUAAAGGGCCAAGCUAGCGAUAUGGAUUACACCAUCAGUGGGACUAUAUCCCCUCUGCCUGGAAUUCACGAAAGUUCGGGAAAGAGAGGAACGGAAAGUAAGAUUUCUUUUGUGUUUGGACGACCCCCAUCACCUACGAGUCGAUGCAUGUCCCCGCCUCAGGAAAAUCAUGUCCACGCUGUCGCUCGCAAAGGUCCAGGACCUCCUUCUAGGUACAGGGGCCGGAACGGUAAGCCGCCAGUUUACGUACCUCCCAAUAAGUCUGCUAAAGUGCCUUACCUAGCCAUUGUAGGGAUGAUUGGGAACCCGGGACUGCAGUGCUGUGACCAGUGUGUGGCCUGUCUGGUGGACCUGAAGCAACAAGCGCUUCACCUGAUGAACUCCGAGGGUUUUCUGAAGAAGACCACUUCUAAGAGUUUUGCAGUGGAGAGAAUCGGGGAGCACCUACAGAUUCCUGAUGCAUGUAGGCAGUUUCAGCAGGGUCUCUGUAAUGUUUGUGACACAUCUAUUGUCCAGCUGAAGCGAGAGGUGACAGCUAUGGUCCAGAGCAUCCACCAGGCUCAGACAGAAUCCCCGGUCCAGUCUGGUCACGUCAUCACACAGCAACCCAGCAACAGAUCGUUGAAGCCGAAGUCUCAAGGAAGCCCAGUAACCAGUGGAGGAGGGGGCCCCCACAAUGGACCUCUGGAACAGCCCCACCUGAGCAACCACCUCUCCAGGAUCAAUCAGAUGCUAGCACAGCAGCGGGCCAGUGCUUCAGGAACAAAGUCAUUCCCUGAAAACUUAUCCCAGGUUAUGGAGCACUCCAUGAUGUAUCCGGGAUCUCCUCACUCUGUGACGCCCAGUCAAGUCCGACAGCAGAAUAUGCAUUCAAACUCUAUACACAGUGCCGAAAUGGGACAUUAUAAUCCUCCUAUGCAAGCAGGCCACAGUCCCUACCACGCGCAGCAGUACCCUCGCGGUGUGCACACCUCCCCCCAUAAUUACCCCAACCAGCCCUAUAGUGCUCAACAUGUGACCCCCGGGUCUCCUUAUCGGGGACAACCCACAGGAACAGUGUAUCAUAUGAACCAGUAUCCGGACCCGGUGCAAAGUCCUCAGUAUUCACAUCUACAGUAUUCAGUGACGGGAACUCAGUAUGGCUCCCCUGUGAUGAAUUACUCUGUGCCUUCCUCCCCCAUGUCUCCUGUGCCCCACCACGCACGAGCGAUGUCGCCCCCUCAAGUGAUGUCUCCCCCUCAUGCAAUGUCACCACCCCCAUUUUCUAGAGUCUCCUCCCCGGGGUCAGUUUCCAGCCAGCAGUCAGCAGCGGCUUCUUUUUUUGCACGGGCAGCACAAAAACUUGGAAAGAAGAAAAAGAGGCACCAGCAACAGGAGCCCGACCUACCACUGUACCCCACCAAAUACAACGAGGUCAUCAAGAACACCCCACCACCCGCCCCACCAUGUCUCUUGAGGGCCGCCGGGCGACUCCAACAGCCAGGAAUAGGAAAGGUCAAGGUCAUGUUGAAGAUCUGUACUGAAGGCUCACACUCGGAGCAAGCACAGUCCUGUUUAUCCAUUGACCCACGAAAGAAACAGGUCACUGUGUUUGACCCUUCCACUGUAGGGGUCACCCUUUCCUCCCACCGUAGGGCGACACCUGUGGCCCCCAAGAUGUUUGCCUUUGAUGCAGUGUUUUCACCUGAUGACUCUCAGACUGAGAUUUGCUCCAGCAGCUUGACAGAAAUUAUCCAAGGUGUUGUCAAUGGAGCUGAUGGCUGCCUUUUCUCCUAUGGAUAUUCUAGACAAGGUAAAUCGUAUACCAUGAUGGGGAAUGAUGUGUCCGCCCAGUCCCUGGGGAUCAUGCCUUGUGCCAUCGCCUGGUUGUUUCGCCUCAUUGAUGAACAGAAGGAAAAGACGGGAGCCAGAUUCUCUGUCAGAGUUUCAGCAGUGGAAGUAUCAGGAAAGAACGAACAGUUGAAAGAUCUACUGGCUGAUGUGGCAAAAUAUACAGAAGCAGGAGUGGGAACAGCCCCUGGUGUCUAUCUGAGGGAGGAUCCCAUUUGUGGGACACAAUUGGAAAACCAGAGUGAACUGAGGGCCCCUACCGCAGACAGAGCGGCUUACUAUCUGGAUGCUGCCCUGGCUUCCAGAGCACAAGAUGAUGAGGAGUUGAGGUCUUCACACAUUGUAUUCACCCUCCAUGUGUAUCAGUACAGGAUAGAGAAAGCAAACCAAGCCGGACUUCCAGGAGUGGCAGGAGGUAGGAGUCGACUUCAUCUGAUUGACCUUGGCAGUUCCUCUAAGUCCAAAGACCCUGACAAUGUGUCGCUUAGUCUCUCUGCAUUGGGAAAUGUCAUCAUGGCACUACUUAAUGGCCAACGACAUGUUCCUCACAGAGAUAGCAAAGUGGCCCAGCUGUUGAGAGAUUCACUUGGAGGAGUUUCGUGUCGGACUUGUAUGCUUGUCCAUGUCUCUUCUGCUGUAAGUCAUCAUAACGAGACUCUACAGGUCAUUCAGCUGGCAGCCCGUAUUCACAGAAUGAGGAGGAGAAAAACAAAGUUUUCAAGUACAAGUUCAGAUGACAGUUCCACGGAUGAUGGAAGACUUAGAAGGCCAUUUAAGGGGUGCAGAAUGGGGACCCUAAGAGAAGACAUACUGUACCACUCUUCACACUCUGACCCUGACUAUUAUACCUCUAGCAGUGAACAGUCUUGUGAUACAGUAAUUUAUGUUGGUGCUCACGGACAAUCUCUCAGUGAUCGGGAAAUAACAGACAAUGAAGGACCACCAAGAUCUGUUCCUAGAACAAAUCCAAGAUUACCCCGGAGACCAAGUGGCUCCAGAUCAUCUGGAGAUGAAGGAUCAAAUUCAGACAGUGGAAGAAGUCGUGCUUCUUCAGAUUUUAGAUAUGGAAGAGCGGCAUUGAUUCAAAAGGAGAAUUUUAAUGUGAAUAGAAUAAUAUCUCCCAGAUUCCACCCCCAGCCUGCCAUAGCCGUGUCGACCCCUUCUGUAGUUAGAGAUGUCAGCGUUGUGCAAACCCAUGCCAAAUCACCACCAGUUUCACCUAUUGUUGGGCCUGUCCAACAUCCACUUAAAUCCCAAACUCGUUCCAGAUCCCAGGAUUCACCUCAAAGAUUGAUAGUGAAGGGACCCCCUUCAGAUCAAUUGAAAGGAGAGCAGUGGAUUGAUGGACCAGGGAUCUAUUCAAAGAGCAAACAGGUGGAGGAGCAGUGGAUUGACGGACCACAUGCAUUUGUCAAGCAAGAACUUGUCAAUACACUGGACCCAGCCAAUAAGCAUUUGUUCAAUCCUAAAAUGAAUGCAGAGGAACAGUGGGUAGAUGGCCCCAGAGAAAUGAUAGCCGAAUCUAAACUGCAAAACCGAGAAGCUAAAGUCAGUCAUUCUAAAGCAACUGUGCACAGUAGCUGUAAAGGAGAUAAACACUCAAAGCACAAAAGACCAUUGCUUGAUAUCAAAGAUCGACCGGAUAGUACAUUAAGUGAGGAUAGCAGUUCAUCUCUGACUGUGCAAGGCCCAGACUCCAGACCAGUAAGUUUACAUGAACCAGAGGAUAAACCAGAUGCACCCCAGCAAAGUGUGAAGCCUUUUGUGCGCGACUGGGUGCAAAAACAUAGUGCAAUUGCUGACAAUAGUAGUGCUCCUAAGAGAGAAGAUCGAUCUGAAACUGCUGAAACACCAUGUAAAAUGAAAAAGCCAAAACCAGAGUCUCAUCGUAAACUGAGUGCUUCUACACCUAAACAGUCUCCCCUUAAUUCACCAUGUGCUCCAAGGAAAACAAAGUGUGACUCGCAAUCAAUUGGUAAACUGCAAAAGUCACAUUUGCCCACCCCUCAAAAUCCAACUAAACGAGUUAAGGACUGGAUACAGUCUGUAUCACUGGAGCAGACACAAUCUAAUUGUGAAAACUUUGUUUCUGUAAAUGACUUCUGUAGUGAUCUCCCUGUGAGGACAUCUGAAUUGAAUACGUCUCAGGAUGUGUCUUCUUGUAGUAGCAUUCAGUUGGAAACAACAGCUGAAAUGGACUCUCAGUGUGAAACUACCAUGAACACAGCUCCUUGCAGCAGUGAUGGUCGACCGGAUGAAAUGGCAGAGUGCAACAUUGGAGACAUUAGCUUUGACAGUAGUGUAGAUGCUGGUGAAAACACUAAUUCGCUCCACAGAGAAUCAAUCUACGAAAUGCAAAUGGAUGCCCAACUUGAAAAGAGUGACGUGAAAAAUGUUGACAUCCCAGAUAAUGAUACGUUUAGUAGUGUCAGCAAAGACGAUGACUCGGAUUGUGAAAAUGAACCACUCCUUGCUAAAGAGUUCAGUAUUCCUCAUUCAUUAACUGCUGAAAGUUUAAAAACUCUUGUUGCAGAGCCAAUUGCUGAAGAUGAGCAAAAACUUGUGCAGGGUCAGUCUUAUCAAAGCAGUGAAAUUAAUCCCAACAUCAAAGAAAGCUUAUUCAUUUACGAUAAGGCAAAACCUAUCUCUUCCCUACAUCGUAAACCAGAUGGUGCUUCAAAUCCAAAUUUAGUCAAUGAACUUGAUUAUCAAGACAGAAUUGAUGUGAAUUUUAUUAGAGGAGAAUAUAUCAUCAACCAAGUGCAACAUAUUUCUAGUCAGAAUGUAGAUAUUUACCAGAAAGCUACCUCAGUUUUGAAGUAUGAAGAACCUGAUUGCCGAAAAUCAAAGUCUAAACCCCCUCUUCCAAAACCCUCAUGCAAGUCUCAUAGUGCCAGUCCUUCCCGCUGUAAGGAUAUUAGUCUCAGUCCUAAAUCUACUGGGUCAUAUUCAAGUCGAACAUCUUCACCAGGAAGUCAUGUUAGCCGUACAAAAGAAAAGUCUCGUCAGAUUUCAACGUCUUCAAUGUCAUCUCAGUCUUCUCUUCCCAUUGCCAGUAGCCCAUCUUCUAAGUCCUCGAAGUCUCCAUCACCAAGUAAGCUUCCGAUUUUCUCCAGCAAAAGUUCGCGCAAGAAGGACAAGGAGUACAAAGUCGGAAACGGUCGAGUAGUAGAGCUGAAUACAUCCAACAGAGGAACAGAUUCCGAUAGUGGUAACGACAGUGGUAUUGUUGCACAUGAAAAGAAAUUGCUUUCUCCAUACAGCACCGUCACAAAGCCUCGCACCCCUAGCCAUUCUAGCAGUGGACAUGGAAGUGACAAUAGCAGCACAGUCAGUGCUGACCUGAGGUCCCAGCUAGGAAUCAAAGACAAACUUCUGACUGGUGGAACCAGCAGUGGGUAUGAGAGCAUGCUAAGAGACAGUGAAGAGGCCUCAGUGACGUCAUCUGGUCAGGAGGAAAGCACUAGUGAAUCCCCAAACGAUAAAAAGAAAGGAUCCAAGAAAAAGAAGUCAAGUACAAAACGUAGUCGUUCAGCACCUGCGAGAUCCAGUGAAAGUCCUGAUGGCAAGGGGUCCGUGAUAUUAAGUCCCUCAUCAAAGGCAUGGGUGGAUACGAGACAGAUUCAGAGAAUCAAAGAGGAACCUUUUGAGAUCAAGUUAUACGAUAUGGACGACGUGGAAAGGCUUGCUAGAAGAAGAAAUGAAGAAGAGGAAAAUGAGUCUAAAAAAGAAAAGGGAACAAAACAUGGUAAACCUAUGGAACUCAUUGACCAUAAAGAUCAAAUUGUGAUGGAGAACAGACACUGGAGAUUUGACUGUCGUUUUUUCAUGUGUUUCUGUCGUAACAAACCUAAACAAACAGAUGUUUAGGUUGACAAUAUCCUUGCCAUACUAUUCUGUAAACUUAAUUCUUGAAGUGCUUUAAAGAAGAACAAAGGAAUUAUGCAUUUAGUAUGAUUUUUUGAAAACAUUUUAAUAUCAUUAUGCAUUGUACAUUUUGUACAUAGUCUUUAUUUAUACAUAUGAACUGCGUGUAUUUUGACAUGCACUUGAAAUGUAAAAAUUUUGUACAUUUGUAAAAUUAUAUGCAGUUUUCCCCUUUGCAAUAGUUUAUGCAUGGUAGACUUUGGGAAUAUACUGGAGAUGCAUGACAUCUACUUGAUUGUAUACUACUGUGGUAAUAAAUAAAUAUAUUUCUAACUUUA
This is a messenger RNA of Magallana angulata, 6970 nucleotides long. RefSeq names its product kinesin-like protein KIF26B. Bases 375 to 6635 code for a protein of 2086 amino acids. Gene Ontology annotation, molecular function: microtubule motor activity; ATP binding; microtubule binding. Gene Ontology annotation, biological process: microtubule-based movement. The record is from RefSeq and is a predicted model, not a curated record. Lineage: Eukaryota; Metazoa; Mollusca; Bivalvia; Ostreida; Ostreidae. The transcript has 17 exons.